Messenger RNA from Caenorhabditis elegans, 1627 nucleotides. It is a transcript of the gene ugt-34, whose product is annotated as glucuronosyltransferase. The record is from RefSeq and is marked reviewed. Lineage: Eukaryota; Metazoa; Nematoda; Chromadorea; Rhabditida; Rhabditidae. Bases 38 to 1618 code for a protein of 526 amino acids. Gene Ontology annotation, cellular component: membrane. The transcript has 7 exons. Gene Ontology annotation, molecular function: glucuronosyltransferase activity; UDP-glycosyltransferase activity.
ACAUAUGAACUACAUAUGUUACGAAUGAUAAAAAACCAUGAUUCGUAGUUACUGGCAUUUUUCCUUGUUUCUAUUACAUUUAUUGCCCCAACUCACACUUUCUUAUAAUUAUCUUGUAUUCUGUCCACUAUUUGCUCACAGCCAUCACAAAUUUCUUGCAAAAAUAGCAGAUACUCUUACGGAAGCUGGGCAUAAUGUAACUUUUCUGAUGCCAAUUAUACACAGAGAAUAUGAAAAUGUCAAGUAUUUGGAGCAUACAACUGAUAUAGUCUACAUUCAACCGGAUAAAGAACUCGAAGAAAUUGCACAAAAUGCUGAUUAUUCAACGUUUUGGAAAAACGAUUUUGGAAUACUAACUUUUAUUCCAGCGAUUGAGAGAUUUUUCAGAAUGUUCACAAAAGUUCAUGAUAUUUUGAAAAAGGAUUUGAGUGUGUUGGAUAAUCUCAAGAAUAGAAAGUUUGAUGCAAUGAUUUUUGAAUCACUUGCUUUUUGUGCACAUCCAAUUCGAGAGUACUUGGAAAUAAAAACUAUUUUCCCAUCCUGGUCGAUGACACAUAUGACUGAAUUGAGCCAAGCGAUUGGAGAGCCUUCAUCACCUACUUUUCUACCAAUAACCAUUUCCCCAUUUGGAGACAAAAUGACAUUUAAAGAACGUCUUCUAAAUACUCUUGCAGACUUUACAUUUACCCAUAUAUUUCAGCCACCAACAUUAACUUCUUUCAAGUAUCCACAUCAAACUUUUGAUUUCAAGGAAAUUCUUUCACAAGCUCCUUUCAUAUUUUUCAAUUCAAAUCCGUUCCUGGAUUUCCCACGCCCAACAUUGACAAAGACAAUAGAAAUUGGUGGUAUUUCUGUGAACGCAACUCUAAUGAGACUGGAAAAACUUCCGGAAGAAUACAAUACAAUUUUAAAUUUAAAACAACAAAAUGUGUUGAUUUCAUUUGGUUCAAUGCUUCGUUCAAGUGAAAUGCCUGUAGAAUACAAAGACACAAUUGCUCAAGUGGUGAGAUCAUUUCCAUCCGUCACAUUUAUUUGGAAAUAUGAAAACAACAACGUCGAGUUUGCAGAAAAUCUUCCAAACUUUCAUUUUUUCAAAUGGGUCCCGCAAACAGCUUUAUUAGCCGAUUCUCGUCUUUCUGCAUUUAUCACUCAUGCUGGAUUGGGAAGUAUAAAUGAAUUGAGUUACAUAGGUAAACCUGCAAUUCUCGUUCCAAUUUUUGCGGAUCAACUGAGAAAUGCAAAAAUGUUGGUUAGACACAAUGGAUCUAUUGAAUUAGACAAGAAAGAUCUUGGAAAGUUUGACGUACUUCGAGAUGCUGUGGAUGCCAUUUUGAAUGAUAAAAGCUAUACGAAUAACGCGAUAUUGUUAUCUCAACAAUUGGAGAGUCAACCAUUUUCUCCACACGAUCUUCUCGUAAAAUAUGCCGAAUUUGGAGCUAAAUUUGGAGAACUACCAUCACUGGAUCCACAUUAUCGUAAAAUGUCAUUUUUCUCAUUUUUCAUGAUUGAUAUUAUUUUAUUCUUGACAGCAACUUUUGCUAUAUUCGUUUCUAUAUCACUGUAUCUCUUUCGCGUGUUCUUCAAAAGUGUUUUUGUAAGAAAAGAGAAAAUAAACUGAUGAAAGGCU